AUGAUUCGCAAUGUCACCGUCGGGCCAAGCCCGGCCUGGCUGGUCGAACGCCUCGAGGCGAUCGGCUCGCGGUCGAUCAACAACGUCGUCGACAUCACCAACUACGUGCUCUGGGAGACUGGCCAACCGCUCCACGCCUUCGACUACGAGCGCCUCGGCGGGGCCGAGAUCCGGGUCCGCCGAGCCCGUGCCGGUGAGCAGCUCAAGACCCUCGACGGCGUCGAGCACAAGCUCGACGAGGAAAUUCUGGUAAUCGCCGACGCCGAGCAGCCGGUAGCGCUGGCCGGGGUCAUGGGUGGCUUCGACAGUGAGGUCACCAAGAGCACCACCACCGUGCUGCUCGAGAGCGCCCACUUCGAUCCCCACACGGUGCGCCGCGGCGCCAAGAAGCUCGGCCUGCACACCGACGCUAGCCACCGCUUCGAACGCGGCGCUGAUCCGCUAGCCUGCCUGUGGGCGGCCCAACGCGCGGCGGCACUGAUCGCCGAGUUGGCCGGCGGCGAGAUACUGGCCGGCGAAGUCGACCCGCAAGAGCUCGACCCGGCCUGGCCACCGGCGAUCGAAAUCGACCAACACCGGUUAGCAGCCUUCGGCGGCGUCGACAUCGAAGCCGCCGAGAUCGAGACCACCCUCGGCGGCCUGGUGUUCGAGCUCACCUCCACCGGUGCAGCGCGCUGGCAGGUCACGCCGCCUUCGUGGCGCUGGUACGACUUCGAGAACCCGUACCCGGCGGACGUCUACGAAGAGCUGCUGCGCAUCCACGGCUUCGACGAGAUCGCUUCCACCCUGCCGCAGGUUGCCGGACUCGACGCGGCCGAGGGCCCCGGCCACCGGCUGCGGCGACGGAUUCAAGACCAUCUGGCGGCGUGUGGCUUUGCCGAGGCCAUCGACUACGCUUUUCACGAUCAGGCUUCCGAUGACGCCUUCCCCGGCUUGCUCGCCGACGCUGAAGCCCUGCGGCUGGCCAACCCGCUGUCCGACCGCUACGCCGUGAUGCGGCGCUCGAUCGCCCACGUCUUCGCGGCUGGUGCCGCCGACGCCGAGCCAGUAGCCGGAGUGCGCGAGAUCGAGACCCUCGCCUUGGUCGCUGGCGGUUCGAGCAACAGCGCCUGGGAGCGGCCGGCGCAAAUCGACUUCUUCGAUCUCAAAGGAGUGGUCGAUAGCCUGGCUUCGAGCCUCGGGGUGACGCUCGAAGCGCGGCCGGCCAAGCGACCGAACCUGGUACCAGGCCACACCGCCGACCUGUUCUUGGCCAGCGACUCGCUCUCGUCUGACGAGAUCCGGCGACCGGUGGGCUACCUCGGCCAGCUCGAGGAGGAAGGCCCGUGGCCCUUGCUGGUCGCCGAGCUGGCCUGCGAGGCGCUGCUCGGCGAGGACGAAGGCGCGCUGACGAUCGAGAUUCCGUCCAAGCUGCCGGGCAUCUCCGCCGACACCACCCUGACCCACUCGCUCGAAGUCGCCUGGGCAGAGAUCGCCCAAGCCAUCGAAAGCGAGCAAGUCGCCGAUCUGCUCGCCUUUGGCCUGAAAGAUCUCUACAGCGGCAAAGGGGUGCCGGCAGGCGCGGCCAACACCACGAUCUGGUUCCGCUACGGCUCACACGAACGUUCAUUGACCCAAGAAGAGAUCAACGAGCGCCACCAGCAGCUGGCGGCGAUGCUCGAGAAACGGUUCGGCUCGGGCCGCUGA
This is a messenger RNA of Nerophis lumbriciformis (worm pipefish), 1686 nucleotides long. NCBI's taxonomy places the organism in Eukaryota, Metazoa, Chordata, Actinopteri, Syngnathiformes, Syngnathidae. The record is from RefSeq and is a predicted model, not a curated record.